CACAACCAAUGACUACUGGUUAAGAAACGCAAGAAAGAGGACUCUCUGGCUCUCUCUCUCGAGUCUCUCCUCAGUUUCCUUUCCUUCUCCUUCUCCGCCGCCUCCUCCUUCCACGUGGAGAGAAGAACUGUUCGUUUUCUUCGCCACCUCCGGUGUCGUUCGAAGGAGAGAUGGUGAUGUACGAACUCAUCAAGGGCGACGAGGCCACCGCGCCGUCCAAGCCUAACAACGAGCUCAGCAACGUCGUCGCCGCCGCGGACAACGCGCUGCUGUCCCCGCACGAGGAUGACAUCGAGGCCGACGUCCGGAACGCCACGAAUACCCCGCAGGAGAAAGAGGAAGCGCCCGCCGCCCAGGGGUCGCGCCUCGUCUCCCUCGACGUCUUCCGGGGGUUCACCGUCGCACUCAUGAUCUUCGUAGAUUAUGCUGGAGCAUUUCUUCCUGCAACCAACCAUUCUCCUUGGAAUGGCAUAACCCUUGCCGAUGUUGUCAUGCCAUUUUUCUUGUUCAUAGUUGGAGUUGCACUUGCACUCACAUACAAGAGAGUCUCAAGCAAAGCCAUAGCAACCAAGAAAGCUGUACUUCGAGCAAUGAAGCUCUUCAUUGUAGGCCUUAUUGUUCAAGGUGGUUUCUUCCAUGGCCUUCACAAUUUAACUUAUGGAGUUGACAUUUUGAGAAUACGAUGGAUGGGCAUAUUACAGAGAAUUGCAGUAGCCUAUCUGUUGGCUGCAGUAUGUGAAAUCUGGCUUAAAAAUGACGAUGAUGAUAGUGAUGUCUACUCUGGAUACUACCUAAUCAGGCGAUACCGAUUUCAACUGCUGGUGAGUUUGAUUCUUACUACCAUUUACAUGGUUCUCCUGUAUGGUUUAUAUGUUCCUGAUUGGGAAUAUCAGAUACCAGUGGCAGGCUCCAAGACCAAGUCCUUCUCAGUCAAAUGUGGGGUGAGGGGUGACAUAGGACCUGCUUGCAAUGCUGUGGGAAUGAUUGAUCGUCAAGUCCUUGGCAUCCAACAUCUGUAUCAACGUCCCGUGUACGAAAGAACAAAGCAAUGCAGCAUAAAUUCACCAGCUAGUGGCCCACUUCCAUCUGAUGCUCCUCCAUGGUGCCAAGCUCCUUUUGAUCCUGAAGGGCUACUUAGUUCUGUCAUGGCAAUUGUUACUUGCUUGAUCGGGUUGCAAUUCGGGCAUGCUAUCAUACAUUUUAAGGGUCACAAGAACAGAAUUAUACAGUGGAUGAUUCCUUCCUUAUUUCUAUUAGUGUUCGCCUUUUUGUUGGACUUCGGCUUUGGAAUGCAUAUGAACAAGGCCCUGUACACAUUAAGUUAUACAUGCUUCACCGCUGGGGUUGCUGGGAUUCUCUUCACUGGACUAUAUGUGUUGGUUGAUGUCUGUGGCUGUAGGAAGCCAACCUUGGCUAUGGAAUGGUUAGGGAUGCAUGCACUUAUGAUCUACAUUCUAAUAGGUUGCAACAUCUUGCCAGUCUUUAUACAGGGAUUCUAUUGGAGGGAGCCUAAGAACAAUGUCAUGAGUAGCUUAAUCUAACAAACCCUUCCCUUGUGCCAGCUUUUGCUUUUACAAGUGCAUGCUAACCACAAACAGGGAAAGUGGAACAACUUUUUGUUGUUGUGAUCUACGAACAGCUGAAGGUCAUUGGCAUUUCCUGAAACCUCAACAAUAACAAGAGGAAUGCAGGAUCUCGUGACAUGUAACUUUUGUCUACAAACAAAA
Molecule: messenger RNA, 1727 nt
Organism: Musa acuminata AAA Group (dessert banana)
Lineage: Eukaryota; Viridiplantae; Streptophyta; Magnoliopsida; Zingiberales; Musaceae
Exons: 12
Coding region: 171-1541 (456 amino acids)
Source: RefSeq, a predicted model, not a curated record